CCGCACGAAGUAAAACUUGUUUGGACGACUUUAUUGUGAUUGGAUGGAAGAAUCAAGGGGCGGUGCGUUGUUUUGCGAUCACAGAAGCGCACUGCACGAGACAUCGGCCAAGACUACAUCGUACUGAAUUUAAAAACAACAACGGGAAAAUGGACUUCAGUUUACGUGAUGCCUUCACAGGCGGCGCACCUAAGACAACUCAGGAGAGUCUGUUGAAGAGAGAUUUCAUGGCAGAGUUAGAGGCGCAGACCUUUGAUGAUAAAGUAGGUGAGACUGUUGGAAAGACAGAAUAUCGCCCCCUUGUGGAUGGGAUGGAAGGAAAGAGGGAAGGUAGGUUUAAAGGAGACUCUUCGCCACAGCAUGACUUUGCAGUCAGCAGCCUAAGUGCAUCCUUAUUAUUUGGCUUUUUGUCUGGAGGCCAGACUGGGGGUCUUCGUCAAGACCCUCAAGGAGAGAUCCGUCCCAGUUCGCCUGGACAGUAUGCCUACAAGAAUGACUUUCAAUCAGGCCCGACCUCAAUGAUCGGAAUGCCUGCCCAAACGGGACACCAGCAGAUGGGAUCUACAAUGAAGGAUAACAGCAGGGACUCUUAUAUGGGGUUCUCCCAGCCUGUGGGUAUGAAUAUUAACGUUGGCAUGGCCCCUUUCCAGAACUCCAAGUCCCCUGACCUUCAGAAAAAGACUUCACCCUUGUUUGCCCACGAACCACCCAAACCAUCCCAGAUAACUUCUAGUCCAAGUGAAACAAGUCCUCGUAACAGCCAGGAUUAUUCUCCAGAAGUUUGGGGAAAUCCUCGGACAGGUGUGGAAAUGCUCUCUACGGAGCAGUCCCAUGCCCUCAACAAGACAGAACAGAGUUUCACCGAUCUCUUGGGUUCCCAUAGUCAAGAUGCACCGUCUGGGGAAGAACAGUCCAUUGAGGAGGAAACCGAGAAGCAGCAAAAGCGAAAAAAGAAAAAACGCAGGAAUAGGGAAGAAAUGUAUGACUUCCUGGAUAGCCUUGGUUCCCCUGAUUCUGAAGAGACCCCAUCGGAAAGCUCCAACCACGGCUGUCCUUCACCCCCAAGUGAGAUCCAAGAGCGAGGGGGAGGGUGCAUCAAGGCAAAGAAGAGCAAGAGCAGGAUGAAGCUUCCCGAAGAGUGGGGUGCUCCUACAGGAAAUAGUAGCAUAUCUGGGAUCUCUCACCCUAAUACAUCGAACAUGAUGGACAUAGAUUACAGCAGCUCUAAUGUGGGUGACUCCAAGACACAAUCCCAAGUUAGCAUUGGUCAAGGGAGUCUGUCGCCCUCUUUCACACCCAAUUCUCUUCACCUCACGGACACACAAGCUUGCAAAACCCAACCAACUGGUCAGGGAAGCACCUCCUUAUUCACCAGUUACCCUGGCACCACUACCACUCAUGUAGAUGAUGAAGAUAAAACUUCCAAUGAUAAUUUAGGUGGAAAAACUAAAUUAGCACUGCCUGGUAUUCACCCCUCAAAUCAACUACCCAUUGACUCCAAGAAUGACCAUACACACCCAACCGAUCCUAACCAGUCAACCUUCACCCUCAGCCCAACACACACCGUCAUGUUACUCGACUCAGUGCUGCAGGAGCAGACCCCAGACGCAAGCCCCCCAUCUCAGAGCACACCUGUGAAAACCCCUCUCCCUCAAAUCCCUGCCAUAGAAUCUGGUCCCAAUCCAACCCAUGGCCCACUGACCAUUGGCACCGAUAGCCCUGUCUCCCAGAGUACUCUAGCCACCAGCCACUCCUUCCCAACAGUCCCACCUGAGGCACUACCUUUCGUCCCGUCACUAACAGAGAAGCAGGAGCCCCCGCUGGCACAGCCCCCCCUACUGGAAGGUUGGACAAUUGUUACAAGAAACGUAAGGAUGUCAUCUCAGCGCUCGGAGUGCAGAGAUCUGUGCUCCAUGCCACCCUCCAUGCCAGGUUUGGCAUCAUCAUCCACUUCCCAGGGAUGGACCUGGCAGCAGGGGAAAGCAGACAACCUGGCAUCCUCUAGGCUCUUGGAGGACAAGCAAGGCUUCCCCACCAGGUCAACAACACUUAACCAGGAGCCAGAUCAGUGGGUUACCAGUCAACAAAACAACAGAAGUGGGACAAAUUUGGGCAGUAUGGCAGAAAGCCCUACAAGUCUGUCAUCCUCUCCAUCACCUGUUUCUCCAGGAAGACCUCUUUCCACCAAUGGGGUCACUCCUGGAUCCACUGGGUCACUCUCAGGACAGAUCUGUUCAGAUCUGCACAAACCAGACAAUGACUGGAAUCCACCUCCAAGCAUCUCCGGUAUCAGCAAUAAGACAUAUCAGACACAAAACCCCACACCGAAUUACUGCGUGAUUAGCGUGGUAAAUGACAGCUAUGCGGAGGGUACGUUUGAGGGCAAAACGGAGACACACCCACCACCGGGUACGUUCCCCAUGCAACAGAACAGAGUGGUCCAGCGCACGAUGUCAGAUAGUACGCACCUGACAGUGCCUGCUAGUGUCCAACUGCCUGAUAAAUAUCCAGGCAAGGACGUGCCGCCUCUUCAAGCUGCUGUCAAAUGCUUUACAGUGGAUGAUAAACAGAGCAUCCUGCCAUCCACAAAUAUCUCAUCUGCUAAGAAAGAUCUGCCCGCUGGAGCACCACAGACCCCUGACAGGGAUCAAUUACAACCAUUGGAAAGUUUGAAGGCUGUUUCUACCCCUGCCUUCAGUGAUGUUCAACCAAAAGGAAACUGUAACGUGAAAGAAGACAAGACAGGCAAGGAAAAAAUGGAGAAGGUGGACAACAUAAACAUUACCGAGAAGCAAGAUAAGCCUGAAAAGAUGGAGAAGAUCGAUCAUCUGGAAAAGAGCAAUGAGAGCACAAAGAAAACAGACAAUGUGGAUAAAACUCAGAAGAAUGAGCAGAUCAUCAAAGAUGAGAAGACAGCCCAGAAAGAGGAGAAACAAGACAAUAAGGUUGAGAAACAUGAGAAGAUAGAUAAACCUGAGAAGACAAACAAAGAGAAAGAGGAAAAGAAGGAGCAUGGAGAAAAAUUGGACAAGACAGCCAAAGCUGAGAAGAACGUCACAGCUUCUAAAGGACCUGCCAAAUCCCCAACAGCUAAUGGAAGCAAGCCGGUGACGAGCCCUGACAGUAAAGCUAAGCCUUCAGUUGGGUCAACCAAACAAAGCUCAACAAGACCAAACUCGCUGUCCACUGGACACAGUGCUGCCACCAAACGCAUCUCCCCCACCACCAACUCUGCUAAUAAAAAAAGUCCAGUGCCCAAGGCAACAACCCCCACCACCGGAUCCAAGAAAUCCCCUACCUCCAAGUCCGCUGAGAGUGGCACAGCAACUCAGCGCCGCCCUCCAGUGCCAAAAGCUAAAGCUGCAUCUGCUACCAACUCGAAAACUGGCACCAGCACCCCAGCAACUACCAAGUCUGCUCGUCACUCCUCCGCUACGAAACCUGAAAACCACGCAGGAGAGGUGAAAAAGACAACACCAGUUAAAACUACCCCAAAGUCAGCCCGCACGCCAACCUCUGCUAACGCCACCAGCACAGACGGCACCAAUGGGACCCCUCGUCCCUCUCGCAUCACCAAACCCCCCGUGCCCAAGCAGACACCCUUGGAAAGGAAGCCCCCUGUGCCUCGAGCACCCCGAAAUGUCCGACCCACCAAUGCACCUAUGCCUGAUCUGAAACAUGUACGUUCCAAGAUCGGUUCUACGGAUAACAUAAAAUACCAGCCUGGUGGAGGCAAGGUCUCUGCAGCCCAGGGCAAGGCCGAUGCUCUGCCAAAGACCAACCAGGGCAAAGUUCAGAUCGUGCACAAAAAACUGGACUUCAGCCAUGUCACCUCCCGAUGUGGCUCCAAGGACAAUAUCAAGCAUGUUCCUGGAGGAGGAAAUGUUCAGAUUUUAAAUAAAAAGGUUGAUUUGAGCAAAGUAACCGCAAAAUGUGGAUCCAAGGAUAACAUGAAGCACAAGCCAGUUGGUGGUGAUGUGAAGAAUGAAUCCCAAAAUAUGAACGGCAAGGCCAAAGUGGGAUCACUGGACAAUGUAGGCCACGAACCAGGAGGUGGAAAUGUCAAGGCUGAGGGGGUUCAGCAGAAAUCUGAGGGAAGCCCAUCUUCUCCUGCCAUCUCUCCACCAUCUCAAAUGGGCAGUGGGGCAAAGGAGAAUGGGCUAAAGGAGAUCUCUCCUACCCCUGUACUCUCUUUGGGAGAAGGGCCCCGGGACUCCCAGGGCCUGGACAAACGCAUUCCUGGGACAAAUUAAGUCUUACAAGCUGACCAUCCGCGAGAACGCACGAGCUCGCACGGACCACGGCGCAAAAAUCAUCUAUUGGUCCCCCCUGAGUGGCAGCCACCCCCACCCACAUCGCAGCACCUCUUUCAGUGUUUCUCUGGGGUCCGCCAUGUCCUCACACACAACCCAGCUCGUU
This is a messenger RNA of Misgurnus anguillicaudatus (oriental weatherfish), 4419 nucleotides long. NCBI's taxonomy places the organism in Eukaryota, Metazoa, Chordata, Actinopteri, Cypriniformes, Cobitidae. The record is from RefSeq and is a predicted model, not a curated record.